Molecule: messenger RNA, 691 nt
Organism: Arachis ipaensis
Lineage: Eukaryota; Viridiplantae; Streptophyta; Magnoliopsida; Fabales; Fabaceae
Source: RefSeq, a predicted model, not a curated record
AAUAAUUAACUAUAAUGUUGGUUAGUCAAAAAUCAGUGUUCGGUACUUGAAGUCUGAAGAAGAAACGUAGAAAAAUCCUGUUUCGAAGUCGAAUCUGCAGAGUGUGAGAGUAUUUACUACAUCUGGAUCUGCAAUAUUCAGAGAAGAAGAAAAAGAAGAAUUGAUGGCUCGCGCGGGAGGGAUAACGAACGCUGUGAACGUGGGAAUAGCAGUGCAAGCCGAUUGGGAGAACCGCGAAUUCAUCUCUCACAUUUCCCUCAACGUUCGUCGCCUCUUCGACUUCCUCGUCCAAUUCGAGGCUACAACCAAGAGCAAGCUUGCAUCGUUGAAUGAGAAGCUUGAUGUAUUGGAGCGUAGGCUGGAACUCCUUGAAGUUCAAGUGGCCAAUGCAUCAGCCAACCCAUCUCUUUUUGCUACAUGAUGCCAUUUACUUACAGCUUUUUCCAGUAAGCACCUCCCCUCCUACCUAUAAUGUAAAAUCUAGAGAGAAUAUUUGGUUAGUAUCUUGCCUUGUGUUAUGUAAAUCUUGUUCUUCAAUUUCAAUUUUUGUCCAGCUUAUUUGUGAUGGUUAGUUACUACUGCACUCCUUUUGUUUGUAACUUUGGACAAGCUAAACCCUAUGGUUCAUAUGUAUCAUAUUUUUAGUUCGUUGUACCUCUAUCAAAGCCUUUAAAAUCCUACCUUCUAAAUC